This is a messenger RNA of Coregonus sp. 'balchen', 2200 nucleotides long. Lineage: Eukaryota; Metazoa; Chordata; Actinopteri; Salmoniformes; Salmonidae. The record is from the annotation of a GenBank genome assembly.
UUCACACCUCCCCAGCCUAGGUCACUCAGGUCAAGGAAGAGAAAGUGCUGUGAUGCGUUAGAGGAGAGCGACCCCUCUGGAGAGGCAGUGGAAGCACAGCCCUCACACCUAGAACAGGUAGCCAACAGAAGUUACAUUUGCUGGUUGAGCGUUUGUCAGUUACAAUUUAAAUGUUGCUAUGUUUUAACUGAUUCUAACUCCUCUGCUGUGUGCAGCAGGACACUGAGGGAACAGUGUUAAAAACAACCUCUCCUCCUAAAGAUCCCCACCGCCCUCUGACGGGCUGUACUACUAAUCCAUCUCAGAAGGCUAACAAAGCGGGAGAUACCACUGCACCCAAGCAAGAGGGGGAUCCAGUGGAGGAAAGUCUGGUUGUGACUGGCAUCGAGGGAGAGCAGGCCAUUGGAGGGGCUGUGGAGGGGGCGGGCACAGAGGAGACAGUUCCAACCAAUCAGGAUCGUGAAGAUACUCCACAGGAAGAACAUAGUGUGGAGUCCUCCGUUAAAGAUGACGAGGGUAGAGAAGAAGAAGACAUCAAGACACAGAGGUUCCUCAGCUCCCCCCCACACCCACUGACUGUAGCCCAGCCCCACCCCCAGCUCCCCAUCCAAGGAGGUCAAAGUUGGGGACGGGGACAGUCAAACCGACAAUGAAGAGGAGCAGUGUGGAGAGAAGAACCCGAAGCCCAAAAUGGAGGAGCGAGACAGUGAACAGCAGGAGGCUAUAGAUGAGAGAGGUGUUUGUCUGGGCGGUGGGAGGAAGGGGCCGCCAGUGGAGGAGGACAGAUCUGUGGAAGCACCAGUGAAGAAGACAGCAGAGGAGGACGGAUCUGUGGAAGCACCAGUGAAGAAGACAGCAGAGGAGGACAGAUCUGUGGAAGCACCAGAGAAGAAGACAGCGGAGGAGGACAGAUCUGUGGAAGCACCAGAGAAGAAGACAGCGGAGGAGGACAGAUCUGUGGAAGCACCAGAGAAGAAGACAGCGGAGGAGGACAUAUCUGUGGAAGCACCAGUGAAGAAGACAGCAGUGGAGGACAGAUCUGUGGAAGCACCAGAGAAGAAGACAGCGGAGGAGGACAGAUCUGUGGAAGCACCAGUGAAGAAGAGGAGGAGGAGGAUGGGGAUGUGUGGUCUGGGAGAGAGAGAGAGGGAGAGGAGGAGAGGAAUAGAGGAGGAGCAGCAGAAGGAAAGAAAGAGUGUGAAGGAAGAAGGGAGUGAGGGAGAAGCGAUGGGGAUGGUGAGGAAAGGAGAGGAGGAGACAGUGGAGAAAGAGAGAGAGAAGGACAUCGGGCAGAGUGGUGAUAGUGGUGGUGGUGCCAACCUGGUGGCUGCAUCAUCCUCUGAUCCAUCAUUCCUUUCAUUCAUCCCUCCAUCUGCCCCUCUGGGGAGUACCACUGAGCAGAGGAAGAAAGAGAAAGAGGGGGAGAAGGAAGAGGGAGAGAAGGAAGAGGAGGAGAAGGAAGAGGAGGAGAAGUUAGAUGAGGAGCAGCUUCAGUCAGGGGGAGAGUCAAGCCAUGCAGGCCCCAGCGAAGUGGCUUAUUCUGGGCCAGAGCAGGUCACAGGAGAGGGUCUCUGGACUGGCCUGAAGGUGGACCCACUGGGCAGUGAGCAGCCUAUGGUGUUGGGGGAAGAAGAGCUAGACACAGAGGGGGUUGUGGAGAAGAAACAGGAGGGGGACAGGGGGGGCUGUGGGUCUAAUGAGCCAGAGGAGAGCCCCCCUAGGGCUCCUCCACCAUCCUCCACCACCACCCCUACCUCCAUCCCUCUGGAGGCUGGGGCAGAGAGGGAGCACCAGGGAGAGGUUCAGAGCUCACCUACCCAGAGAGAGAGGGGGGCUGAAGAUGGGGCAGUGGCUGGAGCUGGGGCGGGGGCUGGGACUGGGGCCAACCCCCGGGCACUCAGUCUGGCCCCGGCUGACAGAGGAGAGUCCAGCACACCUCCCCCCACAAAGCCAGGUCCUGGAAGGGAGGGGCACAACCAGGCUGCAGUGACACCUGGUGGCUCGGAGGAGAACAACCAUGUGAGUGUUUUUGUUGACAUCUUUGUUUGUUACUUUGUUUGUUUGAGUCCUGAUUGUUUGUGUAUUUCAGUCCGCAUCCCCAGACCUGACCAGAGACGAUGAUGAUGCUGCUGUCGUUGACCCGUUUGGAGCACUGGCCCUGGACUACGUGUCUGACUCUCAACUCAACACCAUCACUCUG